AGUGUAUAAUGGGAUAAUCUCCAUCCUGAACCACCAAACUCUUGAAUAUAAAUACACCUCACUAGCUUCAACACGCUCAUCGCAAUUUCGCAGGAGUUGCUUCUUUGCAUACAACAAAUUCGUCUGAAUCUUGCAACUUUCUACGGUUUAUAAACAGCCUCCACCACCACCGUUGCCGUUGCCAUCAUCCCGUUGAUGGCUAUGACCACAAAUGGCAUCUCUUCCAAAUUGAUCCCAUCUUUCCUUCGCUGUCUUAACUCGUCUUCUCCCUCUUUCACCACCCCCCGUUUCCGUUUUGCUCAGAGAACAACGAUUAACACGGCAACCACCACCAUCUUCGCACCUCCAGCACAGCCGGAACAAAGCACCAUCGACAACUCCAAUGACGACUGUGUUUAUAAUUUUGAAGACACCAAACGCCUUUUCUCAUCCGUUAAGACUGGUAAACUUAUACGAUCAGCGGCGAACCUUAGCAUGGCUUCGGUGGAGCCGGUAGUGGAUUUGGGGAUGUGGGUGAUGGGUUCUAGGUUAAUGCAGAUGGGUUUGUUAAGAGAGGCUGUGUUAGGUGGAAUCAAGCAUACGGUUUAUGAGCACUUUGUUGCCGGUUCCGACGCCGGUGAGGCUGGUCGAACUGUGAAGAAAUUAUGGGAGUCCGGGUUAAGAGGGAUGUUGGAUUAUGGUCUGGAGCAUGCAGUUGAUAAUGAAUCGUGUGAUAAAAACGCUCAACAGUUCAUCAAAACUGUUGAAUCAACCCAAUCUCUUCCUCCAUCUUCUGUUAGUUUUGUAGUCGUGAAGAUCACAGCUAUCUGCCCAAUCUCUUUGCUAAAGAGAGUGAGUGAUCUACUUAGAUGGGAAUACAAACACAAGAAUUCAUCUUCGUUUGUGCUCCCAUGGAAGCUAAAAACCCUUCCCAUAUUUGUCGAAUGCAGUCCUUUUUACCACACACUAACAAAACCCUCCCCUUUGACCAUGGCAGAAGAGCUUGAUCUUGAACUAGCUCAACAAAGACUAACCACCAUAUGUAAUAAAGCCAUUGAAAGCAACGUGCCUGUAGUCAUUGAUGCAGAGGAUACUUCUAUCCAACCAGGGAUCGAUUACUUCACAUAUUCAGCGGCAAUCAUGUACAACAAAGGUCAAAAGCCCUUGAUUUCCGGGACCAUUCAAGCAUAUUUGAAGGACGCCGGGCAGAGGUUGUUCCAGACAAAAAAAGCCGCCGAUAAAUUGGAACUGCCGAUAGGGUUUAAGCUAGUAAGAGGAGCUUAUAUGUCUAGCGAAAGGAAAUUGGCUAAUUCUCUUGGUGUUGAGUCUCCUAUUCACAAUAGCAUCAACGAGACACACCGUUGUUUCAAUGAUUGUGCUUCGUUCAUGGUAGACGAGCUUUCUAAUGGCCCUGGUGGGCUCAUUCUUGCCACUCAUAAUCUUGAAUCAGGGAAACUGGCCGCACGAAAGGCAGGUGGUUUGGGGAUUGGUAGAGAAAGCGAUAAGCUGGAGUUUGCUUCACUUUACGGGAUGGCGGAUGCAAUGAGUUUUGGAUUGAGAAAUUCAGGGUUUAAGGUGAGCAAGUACUUGCCAUUUGGGCCUGUUGAUAAGAUCAUGCCUUACCUUUUGCGACGAGCUGAAGAGAACAAAGGGCUACUUUCAUCUUCAUACCUCGAUAGACACCUCAUGAUGAAAGAGUUGAAGAGGAGAGUGAAAGCUUGUGUUGGCCAAGUCCCAAUGGUUGGCAGAAAAAGAGAGAGGCCCAUGGUUUAAGUUGAAGUGCAGAAAACAUGAGCUUGAUGAUCCUUUUGCUUCUAGACCUUAUUAACAUGCUUUUUUCAAGGAUGUAUAUAAAUCAAUAGAAGCAUGGUGUUUAUUUGAA
This is a messenger RNA of Lactuca sativa (garden lettuce), 1861 nucleotides long. Its product is annotated as proline dehydrogenase 2, mitochondrial. Gene Ontology annotation, cellular component: mitochondrion. NCBI's taxonomy places the organism in Eukaryota, Viridiplantae, Streptophyta, Magnoliopsida, Asterales, Asteraceae. Gene Ontology annotation, molecular function: proline dehydrogenase activity; FAD binding. The record is from RefSeq and is a predicted model, not a curated record.